Messenger RNA from Tachysurus vachellii, 2363 nucleotides. It is a transcript of the gene slc2a9l2, whose product is annotated as solute carrier family 2 member 9, like 2. The record is from RefSeq and is a predicted model, not a curated record. Bases 16 to 1737 code for a protein of 573 amino acids. Lineage: Eukaryota; Metazoa; Chordata; Actinopteri; Siluriformes; Bagridae. The transcript has 13 exons. Gene Ontology annotation, cellular component: membrane. Gene Ontology annotation, biological process: monosaccharide transmembrane transport. Gene Ontology annotation, molecular function: hexose transmembrane transporter activity.
GGAUCAGAAACUAAAAUGAAUUACACUAAUGGACCUCAUGUGACUGCGGAGAGAGAUCAGGGAAACAGAAUCACACAGAUUUACCAACUCGGAACUGAACCGCUGGGCUUUAGAGCUUCUGAAAUGGAAAAAGUCCAACGAAACCCUGAAAACGAGCCAGCUCCAUCCAAACAGGGACUGACACGAUGCGUACUCAGUGCAGCGUUUUUCGGCGCUCUUGGCUCCUCCUUCUUGUAUGGCUACAACCUGUCUGUGGUCAACGCCCCCUCCAAGUAUAUAAAGGCGUUUUAUAACUUGACAUGGACGACGCGCUACAUCGAGCCACCAACAGUGGACACUCUCACCUUGCUCUGGUCCAUCACUGUGUCCAUAUUUGCGGUAGGAGGCCUGAUGGGGGCGCUCACUGUCCCCUUCCUUAUUAAAAUACUGGGCAGGAAAGGCACUCUGCUGGCCAAUAACAUAUUGGCGGUUAUCUCCGCUCUAUUAAUGGCUCUGGGCGAGAAAGCAGGGUCAUUUGAGAUGCUCAUCAUUGGCCGCUUCAUUGUUGGCAUGGAUUCAGGAGUGUCUCUCAGCGCGUUGCCGAUGUAUCUGGGGGAAAUCUCACCACGACAGUACCGCGGCUCCAUCGGUCAAUUUAACGCCGUCUUCAUCUGUCUUGGAGUUUUCACCGGACAGCUGUUCGGCCUUCCCGAGAUAUUCGGCCAUGUGGACAGAUGGAACUUCCUGUUUGCCUUCAUCGCCGUUCCUGCCAUUCUGCAAUUGUGCGUUUUGCCAUUUUUUCCGGAGAGUCCACGAUUCCUUCUGAUGGAGCGCAGAGAUGAAGCUCGAGCUGAAAAAGCAUUCCAGUCAUUUUUGGGGAAGAAGGAUGUGAGUGCUGAAUUGGAGGAGGUGUAUGGCGAGACUAGAGUGCAGAACACUCAGCCGUCUGUGUCUUUCUUCCGUCUGUUCCGUAAUCCUUCCAUCCGCUGGCAGCUCAUCACUGUCAUCACUAUCAUGAGCACCUACCAGCUGUGUGGCCUCAAUGUUAUCUGGUAUUACACUAAUGGGAUAUUUGAAGGUGCAGGAUUUGACAAGAGCACAAUUCCUUACGUCACGCUCAGCACGGGAUUCAUCGAGACGCUGGCAGCCAUCGUGUCGGGUUUGGUGAUCGAGCGUGUUGGACGGAAACUGUUGCUGAUUUUCGGCUUCUCGGCGAUGGCCGUGUGUUACAGCCUCCUCACCGUCUUCUUGAACUUCCAGGACAGUUAUUCAUGGAUGCCAUAUAUGAGCUUCAUUUCCAUAUUAGCCCUGAUUGCUUCUUUUUGUUCUGGCCCAGGUGGUAUUCCCUUCGUUCUGACUGGUGAGUUGUUUGAGCAAGCGAAUCGUCCCGCCGCAUUUCUGGUCGCUGGAAUUGUGAACUGGCUGGCAAACUUUAUCGUAGGCCUCCUCUUCCCUUUCAUUCAGGAGUCUCUUCAGAACUAUGCUUUCUUGGUCUUCGUCUUCGUCUGCGUCUUUGCCGCCAUCUACAUCGUCGUCGUCCUACCAGAGACCAAGAACAAAACCUUCAUGGAAAUCAGUCAGAGUUUUGCCAAGAUCAAUAACAUCCCUCAGCUGGUAGAAGCAGAGAUGGAGGAUGUCCUGGAUGUCCAACCAGAAAAAAACAAUACACUGAGCCUGAACGCUGGAACUGUUAACGGUAAACAUUCUGUCGGGAAUCAUGUAGCUAACGGCGAAGUGCAAUCAGAGAGCUGCUUCUAAACCUGUACCCUCGCCACAGGUAACCGUUCACCUGCAUGACACGGUUAUAGUUAUAUAAAAGUGCAGAAAUAAAUUCUUUACAUAACGGUACGCUGCUGUUCAUUUUAUUUACAAAUUUGCUAACACGGGUGUGAAGUUAAUUUUAUUUACAUACCUUUUAAUGAAUUAAUUUUAGGUCAUGCUGUGGUUGUUGGUGAAACGCCAUCAAGCCAGCUAACAUUCAUAUAUACGUAGCACUUACAUGAUGAAUAGGAACUAUUCCCCCUUUUUAUUUAACAUCUCUCCAUCGCAAAUAUUGUCUCAUUGUUGCUGCUUUGUUAAAACAUUUUCCGAUGUUUACAAUAAUUAGUGCUAUAAUAUAAUAAACAUGCUAUAAUAAGUUCAAUUUUCAUAGUGUUGAAACAUUUAGUGUUUUGAAUACAUUUGUAUGGGAAAUGGGAAAAUUUGUUGUUGUAAUAUUGUUCUAAUGUUGUUCUAAUAUUGUUGUAAUACAAAGUUGCACAUGUACAGUGUAUCACAGUAUACAGUAGACUUCUGUAUAUUGUACUGUAAUAAUAAUGCUAAUAUUCACAACCCGAACGAUCCGAGGAACGGUCGACAAGCAGCAGUAUAGAGUUCUCUCUGAU